Molecule: messenger RNA, 2315 nt
Organism: Magallana angulata
Lineage: Eukaryota; Metazoa; Mollusca; Bivalvia; Ostreida; Ostreidae
Product: tripartite motif-containing protein 2-like
Exons: 2
Coding region: 74-1810 (578 amino acids)
Molecular function (GO): protein binding; zinc ion binding
Source: RefSeq, a predicted model, not a curated record
CUUGAAUCGACAUUCCAUUUGCCUAUCCUAGACAUAUCAACUGAAUUGUGGAUUGUCUUAUCUUAGUUACACAAUGGCACUUUUGGAAUCAGAAAUACCAGACACAGCCCAGCAUUAUUUGGUGUGUGGCAUCGGUGACUGUGAGAGGAACUGUCUGUUUUACUGCAAUCCUUGUCACCAACCCAUGUGUGAACAAUGCAAGGACAAACAUCAGAAGAGUCCAGAAACCAAGAACCAUGAAGUUGUUCCUUACCGGGACCGCAAACAUAAACUUCCAAUGGAGAAAUGCAGGGAUCACCCCACUAGAAAUAUAGACAUUCUCUGUGACGAAUGCAACGUCCCUUUAUGCUCCAAGUGUUCUACAAUGCCUGCACACAAGGGCCAUUCUUUUACCGACUUGGAGACAAUUUAUACAGAAAAAUCUAUAGCAUGUCGUCAGGAAGUCCAAAAUAUUCAAGCAUACUUCAUGCCAACGGCAAAAGAUUUGCAAAGUAAAAUAAAACUUGAUGCCACAGAAAUAAAGACAAUCAUGGAUGGCAUACGAUCUUCCAUGAGGGAUGAAGCCAAGUCUCUAAAAACACUGGUAGAUGAAGUGACUUCAGAUAACAUAGAACAACUCAACAAAAUGGAAGAGUCACUAAGGGAUAUACUUCAGAAUCAAGAAAAAACAUACCAAGAAUACAUUUCUUAUCUUGAGGACCUUGUCAAAAAGUUCCAUGACUACCUGUCCUCUACUCAACUUCAAAAUAAUCCCAUCAUUUCCCCACUUUCUGAACACUUUAAAAUCCGACCCAUACCAGAGACCACCAAACCAGUCCCUCCAGAAUUUACUGCUGGCCGUUAUACUAAGGGGGAUGUUGCCAAACUAAUGGGUAGAAUAACAAUUCUUGAUACUAAAGCAGAAAACAGAAAAAUUAAACCCACGGAAACUUCCUCUACACAGUUGCAACCUACGGGGAAACAUUGGAAACAGGAAAGAGAGAAAUCUGACGUGAAACAAACACUGUCUCUGUCUUCAUCUGUCACCAAGGUCAGGGAGUACACAGUACCAGGUGUUGAUCGUGUAUUUCAUGUAUCACUGGGUAGAUCAGGCAGACUCUGGGUUAGUGAUGAUGAUGGCAACCUUGUCCAAACAGAUCUACAGGGGAAUCACAUCUUGAAUAUACAAACCAAAGGUUACAGAAAUGAAGGCUACCAUACAGUCACAAAAGACGGGGAUCUGAUCUAUACAGACAAACACAACAAUAUCAUCAACAGGAUAACACUGGAUAAUACAAUCACUGAAAUCAUUAAAACGGGAGACUGGACACCGAUCAGUAUACACUCUUCUCACAUCAACGAGGACAUACUGGUGGGGAUGGAUACAGAUAAAGAGGCUAAAGUCACCAGGUACAACAAGACAGGGAAAGAAAUACAGAACAUACAGAGAGACAACAAAGGACAGGAACUGUUUGAAGGUCCACUUUACAUUACAGAAAACAUUAAUGGUGAUAUCUGUACAUCAGAUAUAUACAGAGAUUCUGUAGUGGUGGUGAAUAAAUCAGGACAACACAGGUUCUCCUAUACCGGUCAGGGGUCAAAGUUUUAUCCCAAGGGAGUGUGUACUGAUCCCCUUCGUCACAUCCUGGUGUGUGAUUAUUACAGUCACACAGUUCAUCUCCUGGAUCAGGACGGUCAGUUCUUGUGUCUACUACUCGCACACCAAGUUGAAAGGCGUCCCAGUAGUCUGUGUGUGGAUGACGAGAACAAUCUUAUUGUGGGACAAUAUGGCACCAACACGGUGACAGUGUACAAGUAUCUACAGCGAUGAGGAAAUGUUACAUUUACAACAUGAUGAUAUUGUUUACAUAAAUAAUUAAACUAUUAAGUCAUGAAAUGGAAUUAUAAGGCAUAUUUUAUGCAAAAAUAUCUGCACAAUCUAGUAUAUAAACAUUACUAAUAUCUUCAUUUUAUUAACAUUGAGCCCCUUCUAAGCCCCCAAAAAUACCCUGGGUGGGAUAUGUUUUGAACGAUUAAAAAUUGACACUUUAUCACAAUGUAUAUGACAUAAAUUAUAGUAUUGAAGUCAUUCAGAGGAAGAUCUUUUUUAAGGGUGUGUAAAAAUGGGCCCACACUGGCCUUGGGGGGGGGGGGGGGGGGCAGAGAUUGUCAUUAACUAAAUGUUUUGUAAAAAGAGACCUGCUGGCCUUAGAUAGUAAAUCUGUUUUGAUAUUCAGUUUCAUGAAUAAUGCACACAACAGGCAUACAUUGUAUUGCAACAGGGAAAAUGAAGUUAAAAAUUUCAAUUUGUUAAUGGACAACAAAUAAAUAGCAGA